Prorocentrum cordatum is the source of this 707-nucleotide messenger RNA. The record is from the annotation of a GenBank genome assembly. Lineage: Eukaryota; Dinophyceae; Prorocentrales; Prorocentraceae.
AAGCGCCCGCCCUCCCGGCCCGUCCCGCGAGGGCGCCGCCCCGCCGCGGGGCUCCUCGCGGCGCCCCCCGCCGCGGCGCCGCCGCCAUGCCCCCCGUCCGGUGGAAGCCCCCGCUGCCCGUGCGCUUCAAGGUGCCCAAGGGCAACAUCGUGCCGCUCCCCGAGAACAAGCAGGAUGUCCUCCUGGGCAAGUCCAUUGUCGCGGCCUCUCCGCACCGGGUCACCGCGGAGCACAUCGAGGUGGGGCGCAAGAUCUUGCGGAGGUACAUGGGCAGGAAGGGCGACUUCCUGAUCAACAUCCACGCCACGUACGCCGUCACGAGGCGGGCGCAGGGCGUGAAGAUGGGGCAGGGCAAGGGCGCGAUAGACCACUUCGUGGCGCGGGUGCCCGCGGGCCGCGUGAUGUUCCACGUGCCGUCCCUGAACCCGCUGGAGACUCUGGGCUUCCAGCCGAACUUGGAGAUGUUCCGCGAGGUCGCGGACAAGAUGCCCAUGUCCACAAGGCCCGCGAGAUUUGCCUCAAUUAGCGGCGCCCGACGCCGUCCCGAGCUGGGAUGCGUGAGCUGCGCGGGCCCCCUUGGCAGAAGCGAGGGGGAUUGUGGAGGAGGCCAGUGGCGGGACGAAAGGGGGCGGAUUGAGGCCAGACUUGGGACCCUCUCGCGUCGUCGCCCAGGGGUGGAUCGCUGCCGCAAUUGUUGUUCCCGAUGA